This is a messenger RNA of Colletotrichum gloeosporioides, 1050 nucleotides long. RefSeq lists its product as uncharacterized. NCBI's taxonomy places the organism in Eukaryota, Fungi, Ascomycota, Sordariomycetes, Glomerellales, Glomerellaceae. The record is from RefSeq and is a predicted model, not a curated record. The transcript has 4 exons. Bases 1 to 1050 code for a protein of 349 amino acids.
AUGUCGGAAGGUGCAAUCAUGUACCCGAUGCCCUCCGGGGACCCCUCGGUAGCCACGAUGGUCCUCUCAUCAGCCUGGACCAUGGCCUCGGUGUCGACCAUCUUCCUGGCUCUGCGCCUCUACUGCCGGGCCGCGCGGACGCGGAAGAUGUGGUGGGACGACUACCUCCUGCUCAUCGGCUGGAUGUUCCUGAUCCUGGCGGACAUAUUGCAGACGGUCAUCUACCGGAGGGGGUACCUCGUCACGACGUUGACGGGCCCAGUGAUCAUGCCGGCGAACCUCGCGUCCGACACGGCGAUGAAGCUCUCGCUGGCCUUUAGCAAGACCUCGUUCGCACUCACGCUGUGCAGGUUUACGAGCGGGUGGGCGCGGUGGCUGGUCAUCGUGGUUGCGUUCGUGAUGGACGCCAUGUGUGUUGCGCACUCGGUGCUGGUGUGGAGGGCGAAUUGCGGCGCGCCGGAUCCGCAUACGUUUCAGCCAUGUUGGUCUGCUGAUAGUGGGCUUUGGAUGAACAUGGUCGGGUCGAUUAUAUCAGCACUUACCGACUUCAUCUUGGCCAUGGUCCCAAUCAAGGUUGUCUGGGGGUUGCAGAUGAUCAAACGUGAAAAGGCGGGGGUGGCGAUUGCCAUGGGAAUUGGUUGCUUAGCUGGAAGUGUAGCAAUUGUAAAGGCAGUCGAAUCCUACUGGGCUGCAAGAGCCGUUGGACCUGAAUUCUCCCGUCGACUCGCGGUUCUGAGCAUCUGGAUCCACGCCGAGCCCAACGCCACCAUCAUAGCCGCGUCCAUCCCAGUGCUGCGUGUUCUCCUCCGGGACGCCAGGGCUUACUACGCGCGAAACUACCGCUCGGGCAGCAAGUAUCUCAAAUCUGAGGGCGAGUUCCAGAGCGGGACUACUUCGCGUGCUGCGGCCAGAGCAUCGGGCCACAUCAGCGACGACGGGAGUGAGGCGAUUAUAUUGCAAGGGGGCAAGGUGCGGAAUACGGUUGAGAUCACGUCGGGAGGUGUGGAAACUGUGUUUGAGAUGAGUGAUCGUUGGGACCGUCGUCCAUAG